UCAGCACAACAGAGGUCCCCAAAACCAGCUCCCACGCGGGCGGGCCGAUGGCUGCCGUCGCGGAGCUGGAGCGGCGGGUGAUGGCGGCGGUGAAGGCCUCCGCUGAGCGCGGGGACCCGCCGCUCCUCCAGGCCGCCGAGGCCGCGCGCUGCAUCCGCGAGGCCCCCGCCUUCACUCCGGGCGGCCUCGCGCUCUCGCAGGCGUUGGUGGCGAACCUGUGCUUCGCGCACAACACAGCCGCCAUGUGGAAGCUGCUGGACCAGGCCAUGUUGUCCCGCCUGGUGGACCCUCUCCACACGCUCGCCCUCCUUACCCCGAGGGUGGUGCCGAACCGGCGGGAGCAGCCGGAGGCGUACAUGCUCUACCUCGAGCUUCUCGGUCGGUACGCGGUGGCUCCUGUUUACCCGGAGCGCAUGGAGAAUAAGGAUAUAUCUCUUGGCUUCCCUGAUAAAUGGAUUCGUUGGAUUGUGUCAAUCUUAAGCUCAGGUUCCUCGGCAGUUCUUCUGAAUGGAGUCCCAGAUGACACCCUCAUCAUUAUGAAAGCCUCCCAAAGGGAUUUGUUCUGCUUAAAAUGAAUUCUCAACUCCUUCUCAGCAUCAACCGGACUCAAGAUUAAUUUUAACAAAUCUUGUCUCCUGCCUAUCAAUUUGGAUCAUCAGAAAACAACUCAUUUGGCGGCGGUGUUUGGCUGUCAGAUUGGAACUUUCCCUUUCACAUACUUGGGUCUUCCGUUGGGAAUCACAAAACCAAGAAUCAAAGAUUAUCUCCCUCUCAUCAACAAAAUUGAAAGAACAAAGAAGGUUGGAUUCCACCAGCAUCUGGCUCUCUUUGGCAGGUUAGCCAAAUCUAUUGACGGUGCUAUGCAGCUUUCGCAUAGAUUUGGUUUUCAACAUUUGGAUUUUGGACAUACUGUUAUUUUGUUUGUGUUGAGUCUUGUCGACAUGCUGAUUGAUUGCAUCUUAGACGAUUGUGGAUUGCCCGUCACCUCUGCUGAUGAACAUGGCAACAGAAAAGAUAUGAAUUUUAAUGGCAAGGGGAGAUCAUUUGACAGGGGAGAUGAACACCGUGAACAUCUAAGGAGAAAGAAUAUACUUAUGUCUAUUGAAGUUGUUGAGAAGGUCACUGCAAACAAAAUUACCCAAGUCUUUCUGCGGCUUGUCAACCGUAACACACCUGAAAAUUUCAAUUAUCUACUUCGGAAACUUCACCUUAUUGGUGCUCUUAAAAAGAAGAACGCUUUGUCUCCAUGCAAUCUGCUAGAUAGCUUGAUUGUGAAUAUACAGAAUGCCAUAAGCACGGGCUACCAAUUAGACAGGAAAAGGCUUCUGGGAGUUCCUGUUAGCAUACAGCCUUGCAGUUCAGCUAUUUACAGUAUAUUCGUAACUGGAAAGGGAUCUUGUUGGAUUCCUUUUGAUAUGUUUAUGGAGAAUGCAAUGGAUGGGAGACAUCUUCAUACUAUAUCAUCAGUUGAAUAUCUGACAGAACUAUCCAAAACACUUCAAGUGUUGAAUCGGGCAACUUGGCAAGAGACCUUUCAGGCUUUAUGGAUUUCGGCUUUGCGGCUAGUACAGCGAGGCCCAGAUGCUUCGGAAGGACCAUUUCCUCAUCUUGAUUCACGGAUGUGCAUGUUGUUGGCUAUUAUCCCCUUGUCCAUUGCAACUAUUGUGAAGGAAGAGGCGGGCAAUCUGAAAGGGGAAACAACCUCUGUUAUAAGAGGACAAUUAGUGUCUUCACUUCAGAUUCUGAGACAAUUUUUUGGUCUUCUUUCACCACCUCCAGCAACUGUGCACUUGGCAAAUGCUGCAGCUAGAAAAGCAGCAGUUGUUCUGUCUAACCUGAAAACUGGGAGUGAGAACAUGUACAGUUCUUUCAAAGACAGUUCCUCUAUUAAAGCAGUUGGAAAUAUGCUACAUCUUAUCGUGGAAGCCUGUAUCGCAAGGAACUUAAUAGAUGCAUCUGCUUAUUUCUGGCCUGGCUAUGUGGUUCCACUUAAAGAAUCCUCUCCAGUUCAGGCAUCUCCAUGGUCAUCUUUAGUAGAAGGGUCUCCACUUAUAGAACUUAAGGAUGCCCUUAUGGUCACACCUGCUUCGAGUGUAGAAGAGUUGGAGAAAUUGUACUCUUUUGCAGUAAGUGGGUCACCGGAGGAAAAGUUGGCAGCUUCGAAGAUUUUGUGUGGUGCAUCACUUCUUCGUGGUUGGAACAUUCAGGAACAUGUUGUUCAAAUGGUGCUUAAGUUGUUAUCGACAUUCCUCCCUUUGGAUUCUGGAUCAGAAGGGCGAUAUGUACAGCAUAUGCCUAUGCUGCAUGCUCUUGUAUCAGGAAUUUCUUCUAUUGACACUGUUCAUAUUCUCUCACUGUAUGGUCUGGUGCCAGAAGUAGCAUCUAUGUUAAUGCCUCUCUGUGAGAAUUUUGGAUCUUUACCUCCAUCUGAUCAUAGGAGUUGUAAACUUGAAGAGGCUUCUGUGUACUCAGUAUUCUCAUGCGCUUUCCUGUCCCUGCUUCGCUUGUGGAAAUUUCAUAGACCACCCAUUGAGAGUGCUUUAUCAAGGCGUGGAGUCUCUGUUUGGUCAGAGCUCCGUUUGGAUUUUCUCUUGUUAUUACGUAAUAGUCAUUCUUCUUUGAAAAAUCUGUCUAAUGUUACUCAAUCAAGCAUAUUUGAAUUAGAUCCACCAUUUCAAAAACCAUUGUAUAUUGAUUCAUUUCCAAAGCUAAGGGCAUGGUACUUCCAGAAUCAAGCUUGCAUAGCUUCUACACUUUCUAGUGCUUGCAGCAGGACAACUGUCCUCCAUGUGGCAAACAUGAUACUGAAAAUCAUAUGCCAUAAUAAAGUGCCAAAAGGUGGUGUCCUGUCUGUAAAUCCUCAGUCAACAGCAAAUUCCACUACGAGUAGUUCACCUGCAGGCGUACAGGAAGAUAUGUGCCAGUGGCCAACACUUCCAGCAUGGGAAAUUCUUGAAGCUGUUCCUUUUGUGCUUGAGGCUAUGCUAACUUCAUGCGCUCAUGGAAGACUUUCAUCCCGUGACUUGGUUACAGGUUUAAGAGAUCUUGCAGAUUUCUUGCCUGCUUCACUUGCUGCUAUUGUCAGCUACUUCUCUGCAGAAGUCACUAGUGGCAUAUGGAAGCCAGUUAUGUUGAAUGGAAUGGACUGGCCAAGUCCAGCUGCAACUCUUCCAGUAGUUGAAUCGGAGAUAAAAGAAGCUCUUGCAUUUGCUGGUGUUCAUAUCAAUAUCUGUCCACGUCCACGUUCUGCGAUGCCAAUGCUUCCAUUGCCAAUAGCAGCGCUAAUGAGUUUGUCAAUAACAGUCAAGAUGGAGGAAUUCAGCCACCUACACGGCAUCAUUUCCCAAGGAAUUGAAAUUUGUGCGACAUCUAGUUCAUGGCCCACUAUGCAAAUUAUAGGCGCAUUGUGGUCCCAGAAGGCACGGCGGUGGCAUGAUUUUAUCAUCCUGACUUGUUCGCAGUCCCCCUUCACUCGAGAUAACACCGCGGUGGCACAACUGAUCAGGAGCUGCUUCUCGUCUUUCCUGGGGCCUUUGGUUGAUGGGCGCUCCUGCUCCGUAGCAAACAGAGGAGUUGCGAAUCUGCUGGGGCAGAGUUCUGAUGAAAAAGCACACAGGCUUGCUGUAGCUCCAGGGUUUCUCUACAUGAGAUCCUGCCGGUUAUUUCCAAACAACACCUUUGUUUGUGAAGAGAUCUUGGAGGUGGUCAUUGAGAGAGCCCAUGCGCUAGCAAAUGACCGCAGUUCUGACAGACCUGCCCGUUUGAGGUCAGAGUGUUUGCCGCUAUCAGCUGCGUCAUCCUUGGUAGAGCAGAUAGCAUCACUUGCAGCGACUAUGCUUUGCCACGCUGGCGGGGUGAAUCUGAUUCGUCUCCUCUACGAGCAGAUCAUGCCCACCCUGCUGCUUUCAGGUGGAGAAGCUAAGCUCGGUUCCGGUGGUAUGGUAUGCAGCAUAAUCGAAGGAUACACGCUAGCGUACGUUCUCCUCUUCUCGGGCGCAACCGUCUGGGGAGUCGGAGAAACGUCGCCAGCUUACACUUUAAUAUACACAUCCAAAAGACAACGGGUCCUCGACAGGCACCUGGAGUUCAUGGCCAGGGUGAUGGAGGGUAACAUUGUGCUGGGCUGUGGAGAUGCCACGUGGAGGUCCUACGUUCUGUGUUUCGUCAACUUGCUGGUCAGCUUCGUGCCCGCGUGGGUCCCUGAAGUGAAGCUAAAUACGCUGCAGAAACUGGCAUCUGGGCUUCGGAGAUGGCACGAGGGCGAUCUUGCCCUCUCUUUGCUUGAGCUAGGGGGAGCCAAGACCGUGACUUCAGUAGUUGAAUCUCUUCUGCGGUGAGCUGGUGCUCAACUGACUGUAUAGUUUUCUACGACAGGUUGGUCCAUAUACACAUUAUAACAUGUUAAUGAUCUAAAAAUUCAGUCAUCAGAAAGAUGAACAGUACAGUUCUACCGAAGCUUGAUUAUUCGUACUGUCAGUCAGCUAAAGAGAUGUCCAGCAGUUUCUAUAGUAGUUACAUGAUAGUGUGUAAUUGAUGGAAAUGUCAUUUACUGGCAGUCGUCCAUUUGGAGUGUAUAAAAAUCAUGGAAUAAUUGGAAGAAUGCAGUAUUAGAAAACAGCAUUGCUGGGAGCCAGGCGUCUGUUC
Zea mays is the source of this 4644-nucleotide messenger RNA. RefSeq names its product mediator of RNA polymerase II transcription subunit 33A. NCBI's taxonomy places the organism in Eukaryota, Viridiplantae, Streptophyta, Magnoliopsida, Poales, Poaceae. The coding region runs from base 861 to 4337 and encodes 1158 amino acids. Gene Ontology annotation, cellular component: mediator complex. Gene Ontology annotation, biological process: regulation of phenylpropanoid metabolic process. The record is from RefSeq and is a predicted model, not a curated record. The transcript has 14 exons.